Staurois parvus is the source of this 2000-nucleotide messenger RNA. The record is from the annotation of a GenBank genome assembly. NCBI's taxonomy places the organism in Eukaryota, Metazoa, Chordata, Amphibia, Anura, Ranidae.
AUGACCAUCACAGUGCCUCCAUGUGACUCCCUAAACCCUGAGAGACACAACAUGCAGAAGAUUCUAGAAGUCACCAGAGAGAUCACUGAGCUGCUGACAGGAGAGGUGAGCGGGUGCCGGGAAUUCUGGGACAUUCUCCAGUAAGGAGGAGUGGGAGUAUUUAGAAGGACACAAGGAUCUCUACAAGGACGUCAUGAUGGACAAUCAGCCGCCCCUCACAUCACCGGAUGGAUCCAGUCAUGGGAACCCACCAGAGAGAUGUCCCCGUCCUCUGUAUUCCCGGGAUUCCACACAGGAAGGUCACACCAUCCCUCACCAUCAUCAGAGUGGAAUCCUCGGGGAUGAUAAUAUUGAUGUUAAAGAAGAGUAUAAAGAGGAGGAUGAGGAGUAUGGAGUGAUGGAGGUGUUUUCGGAAGGACACAAGGAUAUGAUGGAGCCACCUAAUACCAGGAACCCACCAGAGAGAUGUCCCCGUCCUCUGUAUUCCCGGGAUUCCACACAGGAAGGUCACACCAUCCCUCACCAUCAUCAGAGUGGAAACCUGAGAGAUCCUAAAGUUGAGGUUAAAGAAGAGAUAAAAGAGGAGGAGGAUGAGGAUGGGGGGAUGGAGGAGUCAGAGCUUCUAAAAGAACACAAAGAUCUGUACCAGGACACCAUGGUGGAGUCAUCCAGCUACAGGAACCCACCAGAGAGAUGUCCCCGUCCUCUGUAUUCCCGGGAUUCCACACAGGAAGGUCACACCAUCCCUCACCAUCAUCAGAGUGGAAUCCUCGGGGAUGAUAAUAUUGAUGUUAAAGAAGAGUAUAAAGAGGAGGAUGAGGAGUAUGGAGUGAUGGAGGAGUUUUCAGAAGGACACAAGGAUAUGAUGGAGCCACCUAAUACCAGGAACCCACCAGAGAGAUGUCCCCGUCCUCUGUAUUCCCGGGAUUCCACACAGGAAGGUCACACCACCAUCCCUCACUAUUACAAGAGUGGAGAUCCAAUCGAUAUAGAAUUUGAGGUGAAAGCAGAAGAAGAAGAAGAGGCGUAUGUGAGGGAUGAUCAGCAGUCUAUGGAGGAGGAUGGAAUAACGGGGACAUUUAUAGAGGAGGACACUCCUACAGAGAUCAGCACAGUCCAUGGCCGGGAGAUGAGGAAAACCUCCGAGGAUUGUCUCACUUUGUCUCCAGACUGGAAAGUAGAAGAUGAGGACAUCACACAGUAUAGUCCAGGAGAAAACCCGGCUCCCUCCAAUGUCCAUCCGGCACCACCCAGUGUAGAUGGACCAUCGGAUUCCUUGUAUCCUGAAGAACCUCAGACUGUGCGGGACCGGGCUGUUCUUCCAACAGGGAAAAGCUUUUCCUGUCCUGAGUGCGGGAAGGGUUUCCAUUUUAAAUGCUAUCUUGAUGAACAUCAGAGAUCUCACACGGGGGAGAAGCCGUAUUCCUGUCCUGAGUGCGGGAAAUGUUUUUCAAAAAAAAAGUCUAAUCUUAAAAAACAUCAGAGGCUUCACACAGCUGAGAAACCAUAUUCCUGUCCUGAGUGCGGGAAAAGUUUUUUUUCAAAAAUCAGAGCUUGUUUCACAUCAGAGAUCUCACACUGGGGAGAAGCCAUAUUCUUGUCAUGAGUGCGGGAAACAUUUUUCAUGGAAGUCCAGUCUUUGCAUACAUCAGAGAUCUCACACGGGUGAGAAGCCAUAUUGCUGUCCUGAGUGUGGGAAAUGUUUUUCAGUGAAGUACAACCUUUACAAACAUCAGAGAUCUCACACGGGAGAGAAGCCGUAUUCCUGUCUUGAGUGCGGGAAAUGUUUUUCACAUAUGUCUAAUCUUUACAUACAUCAGAGAUCUCACACAGGGGAGAAGCCGUAUCCUUGUCCUGAGUGCGGGAAAUGUUUUUCACAGAAGUCCAAUCUUUCUAUCCAUCAGAGAUGUCACACAGGGAGAAGCCACUUUCCUGUCCUGAGUGAGGGAAAUGUUCCUCACUGAAGUCCUGUCUUCCUGUACAUCAGGGGUCCCAUACAA